UGCCACUAUAGAAACUAUUGUGACUUCUGUUUCUGAUGAGUUUCCCAAGUACCUACGCAAACACAAGCCUGUGUUCACUUUGGUUUGCUGUUUGGCCUUUUUGUGCUGGGCUUUCCCAUGAUCACUGAGAGUGGGAUGUACAUGCUUCAGCUGGUGGACACUUAUGCAGCCUCUUAUUCUCUGGUCAUCAUUGCAAUAUUUGAACUGAUUGGAGUCUCGUACAUUUAUGGUCUAAAACGGUUUUGUGAGGACAUUGAGAUGAUGAUUGGCUUCCAGCCAAACAGGUUUUGGAGAAUCUGCUGCUUUGUUACACCCACCAUUCUUACAUUUAUUUUGGCAAUUAGUCUGUACCAGUGGAAGGUGAUGACAUAUGAGAAUUACACUUAUCCGACUUGGUCCAUGGUACUCGGCUGGCUUAUGGUCAUCUGCUCUGUCAUUUGGAUUCCUAUUAUGUUUGUUAUCAAGAUGUACCUUGCACCUGGAACAUUCAUUGAGCGCUUGAAGUUAGUAUGCUCUCCUCAACCUGACUGCCCAUUCUUGAUGAAACAUCGCGAGCGCUAUAAGAACAUGAUUGACCCAUUGGGUACAAACUCCCUUGGCCUUAAACUCCCCCCCAGAUUCCAACUAUCAGCCCAAUAUCAGUAGUCUUUCCUGCGAGUGCAACAUCUUCCACAGCCUCCGAGGGUGAGAUUUGCGCAUACGUGUUUCCUCAUUCAACACCCCUCUUUACAGUAAUGUUUUCUUUCAGCCAUAUUCCCCCUCUUCUGGCACUUUGGAGGAUUUCGUCAGCUGGAAAGCACAGACAGCUCCCCAUGAUUGUGGUGUUGUGUGUUUUCAUGAAGAAUUUGUAUUCAGUGUGACAGGAGAGGUAUUUUGCACUUUCUGAUACUGUACACCAAUCCCAGCUGUACCUUUUUUCUCAGAGGCAAUAUGUGAUGAUGCUGUUGCAGUAUUUAAAUGAAUACUCAUCACACAGUGGUCAUUAAUGACUGCUGAUAUACAGUAUAAAAACAAUUGAAUGGGAGACUAAACUUCAUAUUUAUUCUCAAAUUUGCUUGUCAUCUCUAAAUGUUGCAGCAUAAAUGAGAUAAACUGCUGUGUAGUCCUCAAUGAACUCUAACUUUACUGGUAUCAUACUCUGGCUUUCUGUCUGUGUCUACUUAUACAGUACCUUGUGCCUCAGACUUCCUCUGUUUAUAAAAUAUUGCAUAGUACAGUGCUAAUGAAACCAAGCGUGCUUCAUUUUAGAUGGAAGUGAGCACAUUUCAGUCUUUGCGAAUUAUAAGCUAUUCUACUCUUUCUAACAAUUUGCUAAUCUUGCAGAACUAUCUCUACAAUGUUAUAAAAGCCAAACUCAUAGUGUAUGUUCCAGUAGUAUACUAUAGUUUCAUGUCAUUUUUCAGUAAAGUCAUGAAAAAUAAGCCAUGCAAAACUGUAACAAUACUCUUCUGUGUUGUUCAGAGUGGUACUCAACAGCCAACUAGCAGACUACACUAAUAUUUAGAGUAUGCUUUCAAGUGUGUUGUAAUCUCUUUGUAAAGACUCUGUGAAUCAUUCUUUCCUCCUUAUGCAGUACACAAACUUAUGUGGAGUACAAAAAAGGAAAAAGACAUGCGAAAGUGUGAUAUGCCUGGCCAACAAGUAAGGUUAAAGAAAUGUCGGUUUCAUGUAAUUUGGUGUAUUUUUAGAAAAUGACUAAAACAUGUGCUAAUGUAGUUGUCCCUUUAGAAUACUUUAACAAUUGCUUGCAGAGGACGCAUAGAUUAGAAAAGCAAACUUUGUUCAAUGUGUGAUAGAUGUUUGGGGACCAUGCUCCUUUAACAUUUCCAUUGCUGUUUGUCUUCAUGAAACAGGGUCUCAGGAAUUACUCAGUUUCAUCCACCUUAUUAGAUGUUGGAUUAGAGUCUCUAGAAGCAAUAUAUAUAUAUAUUUGUGAUGAAAUGUAGUGCAAAUCAUGCCUUGAAUAUUGUACCAUGCUGUAUGUUGACAUCCCAUAUCUAGAUAGCUUGCAAGACAAAUGUGAUUCUAAACAGAAUUUUUGUUGCGCUGGUCAGUCAAAGCUAACGAAAUAUAAGUACAAAGCAUUUAAAAGCGACUAGCUUAAGCCUCAUACAUAACAAGUGGUUGCUUUCAAACAAAAUAACACUUAAGCCCUGAAAGAAAGGCAAAUAGUUUGUAUGUAAAUGAUUAGUAAAACGUAUAUGAUAUGAUCUGUCACUACAAGCAAAGCUCAAGAUCAACACUGCCCAGGCAAUGCCAGUAAUUCAGUAGUAUUGAUACUGAGAAUAAGUACUUUGCCAGGGCUUACUGAAUGAUGUGUUUAAAAAGCCAUGUAAUUUUGCAGUUACAAUAUACUACACGAAUCACAUUAAAAUAGAGAAUUUAUAAACACUAGCACAGAAAAAAUUGUCUUUAAUAUAUUAGUGCCACAAAAGAGAUGCGUCUGUUAAUUGUUUAGUCUUAAUCUUUCUGUGUACUAUAUGUGUGUGAAUGUGUGAAUUAAUGUGCAGUGCUAACUGCUUAGAUUUAUGCCUACUGUAUCCAACCAUAUGAUCAAAUAGUGAAAAAGUUUGGGAAAACAAGCAAUCUGUUAUCCCAAUCUUUGUGAAAUUGGUUCCUGCGGAUGGCAGUUUUAAAGUAUUUAAAAUAGGUGUUCAUAAACCAAGCUUUAAAAGAAAAUCAGGCUUAUUAUGCAAGCCAUAAUAGGCAUUACUACUUUUAAAAAAAUCUCCCAGUGUGAUAGAGGUUAUGUAGCACAAAAGUAUACAAAGCACAACCUAAUGUUGUGAGUUAUAGACAGUGUCUGGCUGCUGUGAUCAUUGUUGCAAGUUCUGGCUAGUGUUUCCCUUGGCUUAUGCAUUGCUAUGUGUCGAUUCGAGAGAUAUUAUCCCUUCAUUUAAACACUCUGGAAAAAUGGUAACAGUCUUGCAUGUGCUGUUUGUGUUGCUGUGGAUUAUUUGUCCAUGUAAAUUUACUUCCUUUUACUUCUUUACCCGAGUCUGUCCCACACUUAGCAGCUGCACCUGAGUUUACCACCUUUCUCUACCUACAGGCGACACUGGGCAGUAGGUAACCAAAGAAGGAGAACUUUUCGAAGGGUUCAAAAAAUCUUUAAAAAUAACAUAUUAAAACGAAAAAGAAACAUUUACAUAUACAAAUAGCCUAUUUAUAAAUAUAUUAAUAUAUAUUAUAUUAAUUCAAUAAGGAAAUGAAAAAUAUUAUUCUGUGUAUGUAGAAGACUGAGAUACUGCCACUCAUUAUUCAUUUAGUGAUCAUUUUUUAUGUGUGCCAAUAUGUUAUAUGACAUCUUCAGGUAACCUUUGGCCUUAUAGAUGUCCUCUGGUAAUAAACUAAUGUAUGUAUUUUAGAAUAAUGAUACAGAGUAGCUUCCAAUCAGUCAUUAUGUGGUUAGCCUAUAUUGCAAUGUAUGUUGUGUCAUUUGGCACUUUACUGUGGACCUAUCGGAGCAUAGGUAAAAUUUCUUAUUACUUGGGUAAUGUCAUAUAUCUGUGUGUUUUACAUGAGGUAAAUCUGCCUAUGGAUACAGAUAUGUACCUCCAAAAUAUCAUGGCAUCUUAUGGUUUGAAUAAUAGAGUAUGAUUGAAUAAUGAAAAAUAUCUAGAUUUUAAAUCUUGUGCCAAUUAAAAAAAUACAACAAAAUAUAUAAAAAGAGAAAAUAAACAUAUAUGGAAAUGCAUAUUUUAUUUUCAAUGUCAUUUAUCCUUGAGGCCCUACCUCAGAUUUUGUAUUUAUGUAUAGAAAUGUAAUUUGAAUCAUAGUGUCUUUGCCAAUAUUAUAAUAAAACAAUGUUUAUCAUAAAAUGUAUAACACCUUAAUCAAUAAAUAAAUGUUAAUGUUUUCAA
Misgurnus anguillicaudatus (oriental weatherfish) is the source of this 3863-nucleotide messenger RNA. NCBI's taxonomy places the organism in Eukaryota, Metazoa, Chordata, Actinopteri, Cypriniformes, Cobitidae. The record is from RefSeq and is a predicted model, not a curated record.